AUGCCUAGCAUCAUAAUAGACGCCUCUCUCCAACUGAAGAAACACCGGGAAAGAGCUGUAACUACGCGAAAGGUGAAGACCGGGUGUAAGACUUGCAAAAUUCGCCGAGUAAAAUGCGAUGAAGGCAGACCCGCUUGCUCUCGAUGUCAAAAGACUGGCAGGGUAUGUGAUGGUUACGGUAUCUGGGGUGGCGGCGGAAACAGCUACGCUGAACGAUAUGGUUCGACAAAGUCACCCUCGCCAGCCAUCAUCAUCGACAGAGGCCUUACUCGACCCAUUGGUAUUGAGGAGCUAAGGUACUUACAAUGGUAUUGUAUGAAGGCUAGACACACGGUAUCUGGCUGGUUUGGAAAUCCAUUCUGGGCUAAGAUCGUAUUACCCGCGACUUCGACGGAGCCUGCCAUACUUCAUGCCGUUAUUGCCUUAAGCGCUGCACACCUGUGCGAAUUUCGUCACGGGAAAGCACCUAAUAUGCGGGAACGAUUCGUGCUGCAACAAUAUAGCAAGGCCAUCCAUCUACUACAGUCGGUCCUUCUUCGCUAUGACAAGGCAUCUCUCACGGUUGUGCUUAUCGUUUGCCAAAUCUUCACGUUCUUGGAUUUCCUCAGAGGAAAGCCUAACAUGGCUGUGACACAUCUGCAAAACGGACUGCGGUUGCUGAAAGAUUUACAUUCAGGAGACGAAAGCAGCAUACAUCAGAGAGUGCUCGUGCUCAGACCUUCGUCGCAGGCCAAGGUCAUUGACAGAGACAUUAUACGGAGCUUUGCCAAUGUGCACGUACAGGCAAAUCUGUUUGGUGGAAACCACUUGGAAGAGACCAAUUUAUUACUGCAACCGUUGGAAGCCGAAAUGCCGUAUCCCACGUUUUUCGAUGUUGAAGAAGCAAAAGACUGCUUAGACAAGCUGCUCCACGGCAUAUUGCUCGUCUCACGGCGGUUCCAAGAAGCUCGAGAUGGAAACGAAGGUGACUGGUCGGGGUUGAUCUUUGCUCAGGAAAAAGCAAUGCUUCUUCUCACAACCUGGCUCAAGACAUACCACCAGACUACUCCCGACAUUGAGCGUCGAAAACCUCUAAACGGAAAACUAAUACAUGACUCGUUGGCCUUUGGAGGUCAGACGUUGCCAUCACAUCGGCCACUGACUCGGGAGCCUCUGGCCUACAGGCUACUUCUCAACUACCACGCCAUGGCAACGAUCAUGUGCAAAAGUCUACAGCCAGAAUCUGAAACAAGAUACGAGGCUCACACUUCCGACUUCAUAUCGAUCCUCGAGGGGUCCGUAGAGAUGUUCAGGGGCUAUUUGCUAGCCAGAUCGAUACCCAACAACGUUUUAUUGACCGGCUCCGUUAACGAAUUUGGCUUUAUACCACCACUCUACUACACUGCCAUCAAAUGCCGCAAUCACCGCAUCCGACUGCACGCAAUCAGAUUGCUGAUGCAGAUACCACAUAAAGAAGGUGUUUGGGACUCGGUCAUUACCGUGCACGUCGCAAGAAAGGUCAUGAGGCUGGAAGAGGCAGGCAUGAACCCCAAGGUGAACGUCGAUGAUGAUGAGUUCAGCAUCCUACAGGUUCCGAACAUAGAUAGUCUUACAUCCCCCAAGUUGUCAGAGUCAAGCCUCUUUCAUGAUGUGCAAGUCGAUGUGCAGGAUGAGAAUCCGAACAGCGCCGUGCUCACUGGCAAACGAUGGCGCGCCGAUGGGAGUCUGGAUGUUGUGCGGUGUCACUUCGACGGUACGCGCUGGAGCGAUAUCAGGUGA
Messenger RNA from Cucurbitaria berberidis CBS 394.84, 1758 nucleotides. RefSeq lists its product as uncharacterized. Bases 1 to 1758 code for a protein of 585 amino acids. Gene Ontology annotation, molecular function: DNA-binding transcription factor activity, RNA polymerase II-specific; zinc ion binding. Lineage: Eukaryota; Fungi; Ascomycota; Dothideomycetes; Pleosporales; Cucurbitariaceae. Gene Ontology annotation, biological process: regulation of DNA-templated transcription. The record is from RefSeq and is a predicted model, not a curated record. The transcript is spliced from 2 exons.